Octodon degus (degu) is the source of this 3658-nucleotide messenger RNA. It is a transcript of the gene Radil, whose product is annotated as Rap associating with DIL domain. The coding region runs from base 121 to 3396 and encodes 1091 amino acids. The transcript has 16 exons. The record is from RefSeq and is a predicted model, not a curated record. Lineage: Eukaryota; Metazoa; Chordata; Mammalia; Rodentia; Octodontidae. Gene Ontology annotation, cellular component: microtubule. Gene Ontology annotation, biological process: substrate adhesion-dependent cell spreading; signal transduction; neural crest cell migration. Gene Ontology annotation, molecular function: GTPase binding.
GCGUGGGAGCCGCGCGGGAAGGCGGCAGCUACGGCUGGCUGCGCUGGCUGCGCUGGAGAUCCCACUCUCCCCACACUUUGGCUGACAUCCUCGGCCCUCAUCUCUGAAGAACUGCCCACCAUGUUUUAUGGGACUCACUUUGUCAUGUCUCCACCCACCAAGAGCAAGCUGAAGCGACAGGGCCAGCUGCUGUCCAACAUGCUGUCCCGGACACUGAGCCACAAGUACCGGGACCUGGACUCUACCCCAUGCAGCCUGGGUGCCAGUGAUGACCCUGCAGAACUGUCCACCCAGCUUUCAGCUCCUGGAGUCCUGAAGGUGUUUGGGGACAAUGUGUGCACAGGCACCCACUACAAGAGUGUCCUGGCCACUGGCAUGUCCAGCGCCCGGGAGCUGGUGAAGGAAGCCCUGGAGCGCUAUGCCCUGGACCCCAAAUGUGCUGGCCAGUACGUGCUGUGUGAUGUCGUGGGUCAGGCUGGGGACCCUGGACAGCGGUGGCAGGCCCAGUGCUUUCGGGUGUUUGGGGACAAUGAGAAGCCCCUCUUGAUUCAGGAGCUGUGGAAACCCCGAGAAGGUUUGUCCAGGAGGUUUGAACUGAGAAAGAGGUCAGAUGUAGAAGAGCUGGCUGCCAAAGAUGUGGAUACCAUCACGGCAGGGAUAAACGCCCAGGCCCGGAGGCUGCAGCGGAUCCGUGCCAAGGGAACCCCGGGCCUGGCCCCAGGAGCUGCCUGCAGCUCCCCUCCACCCGGACUGCGUCGCACAGUCAGCGAGACCAGCCUGAGCCCAUCCACCGGCCUGCCCGAAGCUGCCCAGGGUCCUGAAGAACCUGUCCGGGACACCAUGCGCUGCUCCCUGUUCCAAGCCCCACACCUGCUGCUCCUGCAGGGCUACAGCCAGCAACACGUGAGCUGCCCCAGGGCCCAGAACAUGACCUAUUGGGCCCCUGACUGGGAGAAGGAGGUGGAGGACAGCCUAGUGUACAUGCUCAAUCGGGAGCGGCACACAGUGGGCCAGCGCACACCCUCCAGCAAGCCAAGCAUCAGCCUGGCAGCCCCUGACAUCCUGCCCUUGCACUGCACCAUCCGCCGGUGCCCAGCCCCAGAUGGCAGCCCUAAAGCAUCCAGGCUGGUGCUGGAGCCCAUUGCUGGGGCACCCGUGGCUGUCAACUUCUCCACAGUGAGCCGAGGUGCUGUGGUGCUGCGACAUGGUGACCUGCUUUCUCUGGGCCUCUACUACCUGCUGCUCUUCAAGGACCCUGCACAGGCCCAGGUGCUGCCUGCUGGGGCCCUGGCCCACCUGCGGCCACCACAGAGCUGCAAGACAUGUGGUGCUGCGCUGAGGGCCCACGGUGGUGCCGCCUGCUCACUGGCUGCUUGGCCUAGACAGCGGCGGCUGCUCCUGGAGUUUGAGCCUGAAGUGGAGGAUGCACUGCUGCAGAGGAUCAUGACGCUGAUCGAGCCAGGGGGCGAUGACUACAAGCUGACACCCGCUUUCCUUCUCUGCCUCUGCAUCCAGCACUCGGCCACACACUUUGAGCCCGGCACCUUUGGACGGCUGCUGCUCAAGAUUGCCAGGAAGAUCCGUGACACAGUCUGGGAGAAAACCAAAGAACUAGCAGAGAAGCAGGCCCAACUCCAAGAACCCAUCUCCUGGGCCAGCUUCACCAUGGCUGACCUAGUGCCAGAUCUGCAGCACAUUCUUUUCUGGAUGUCUAACUCCAUCGAGCUCCUGUACUUUAUCCAGCAGAAAUGCCCGCUCUACAUGCAGAGCAUGGAAGAGGAGCUGGAUGUCACAGGUUCCAAGGAGUCGCUGUUCUCCUGCACGCUGACAGCCAGCGAAGAGGCCAUGGCGGUGCUUGAGGAGGUGGUGCUCUACGCCUUCCAGCAGUGCGUGUACUAUCUCUCCAAGUGCUUGUAUGUCUGCCUCCCUGCCCUCCUGGAGUGCCCCCCAUUCCAGACAGAAUGCCGGGAGAGCUGGCAUGGGGCCCCUGCGCUGCCUGAAGAGCUGCGCCGUGUUGUGGCUGUGUACCAGGCCACCUUGGAUCUCCUGCAGCAGCUUCGGGUACACCCAGAGGUGGCCUCCCAGAUGCUCGCCUACCUCUUCUUCUUCUCAGGCACACUGCUGCUCAACCAGCUCCUAGACAGAGGCCCAUCCCUGAGUUGCUUCCAUUGGCCCAGAGGUGUCCAGGCCUGUGCCCGCCUGCAGCAGCUCCUGGAAUGGGCGAGGAGCGCCGGCCUGGGGGUGGCUGGAGAGCGCUUCUUCCGGAAGCUGUCCUGCACCCUGCACCUGCUGGCCACCCCCAGAGCCCAGCUUGUCCAGAUGAGCUGGGCCACCCUGCGGGCCACAUUCCCUGCCCUGAGCCCAGCACAGCUGCAUCGGCUGCUGACCCAGUACCAGCUGGCCUCAGCCAUGGGCCCCAUGAGCGCGUGGGAGCCCGGAGCCCAGGACUGUCCAGAUGCCUUCCAGUCAGAGCACAUCCUGGAGUCCUAUGAAAAGCCCCCACCCAUCAUCCUGCCAAGUGAGGGCUUCCAGGUGGACCUGGAGACUGACUGCCCAGAUGACAGUGUCUACCAGCACCUACUCUACAUCCGACACUUCCUGUGGAGUUUGUGUGGCCCAGCCAGUCCUGGCCGUGGGCCCACCCAGCUGGCCAGUCUUGAGGGCCUGUAUCACACCAUCCCUGAGGGGCACCUGGAGGGUCAGGGCUGCUCCCUGGCUGCCAGGGACCCCAGCAGAGGAGUCCUUGAAGCUGCCCCUGCACAUUCUGCUCCUGGUGCUGCGGCUUCUGGGGCACAGGAGCCCCCAGGGGGACGGCAGCCUGGCCGAGGGGGGCAUAGGAACUCCCAGGCUGGCCUCCUGCACACUGACUCCUCCUGCCUUCUUACACCUCCAGGAACCCCACUGGGCCUCGAGCCUGGGGGCCCUAGCUGGUCUGAGCCUGGUGGCCCCUGUGGGAAAAUGCUUCCUGAAGGGCAAAGGAAUGGGCUAGGCCCCUUGGGUGCAGCUCUAGGAGACACAGUGGCCCCUGUGGAUGAGUCUCCCCUGGACCCCUCAAGUGGCAGCUCCAGCACUGAGGACUUCUGCUAUGUCUUCUCUGUGGAGCUGGAGAGAGGCCCCUUGGGGCUGGGCAUGGGCCUCAUUGACGGCAUGCACACAGCCCUGGGCACCCCAGGGCUCUACAUCCAGACACUGCUUCCAGGCAGUCCUGCAGCAGCUGAUGGGCGGCUAUCAUUGGGAGACCGAAUCCUAGAGGUGAACGGCACCAGCCUGAUGGGUGUCAGUUACAUGAGAGCUGUGGACCUGAUCCGGCACGGGGGCAAGAAGAUGCAGUUUUUGGUUGCCAAGUCUGAUGUGGAAACAGCCAAGAAAAUCUGCUAUCGCACACCCCCACCCUAACUGGAAAUCCGGAAGUCCCCACCUCCAGCACCCUGGUCCGCCAGGCGCCCCCCAGGCUUCCAAGCUAUCCAUCAUCUGGUUUCUAAUUGCCCCAGUGAGUUACUGUGUGGUGGCCUCACUAGGACAUGCCUGUUCAUAAUGUACAUCUCUUGAAAUAUUUUAUUUAUAUGACACACUAAGAGGUAAUGUUUCUUACAGAGUUUUUAUGUGUAAAGACUUUAACAGAGAAGUAUAGAGUCAAUAAACUAUCUUUCCUAUCCUC